Messenger RNA from Penicillium samsonianum, 894 nucleotides. Its product is annotated as amino acid/polyamine transporter I. Bases 1 to 894 code for a protein of 297 amino acids. Lineage: Eukaryota; Fungi; Ascomycota; Eurotiomycetes; Eurotiales; Aspergillaceae. Gene Ontology annotation, biological process: transmembrane transport. Gene Ontology annotation, molecular function: transmembrane transporter activity. The record is from RefSeq and is a predicted model, not a curated record. Gene Ontology annotation, cellular component: membrane. The transcript has 4 exons.
AUGGAACAAGUGGAAAGCCAUAGUGAGCCCGUAAAUCACGAAGUCAUGAAUGAGAGUAAUGCUGGUUCUCAGCCCCAAGAAACAAACAGCAUCCCAGCAUCCGAUAAUGAUAUUCUGCGCGCCCAAGGCCAUGAAGCAGCAUUCAAACGAUCAUUCUCUAUCAUUGCAUCCCUCGGUUUUGCAUUCAAUAUCACGAAUGCUUGGGUCGGCGCACUAAGUAACUUCGGACAGAAUCUCAGAUAUGGAGGGUCCCAAGUGGCUCUGUUUUCUGUUAUCAUUGCUUGCUUUGUGCAGUGGAUCAUAACGCUAGGACUAUCUGAGCUAGCUUCGGCGUUCCCUUCAUCUGGAGGCCAAUACCACUUUGUCUACGCAAUUGCACUCCAGAAGAACAAGAGAUUUGCUGCUUUUGUGACAGGCUGGAUGUCUAUACUCGGAUGGUGGAUGAUAACUUGCUCUGGCUUGUCUCUUGUGGCUGGUGUGGCCCUGGGCCUCGGUCGAUUUCUACGUCCAGACUUCGGGAUCAAACAAUGGCAUGAAUACUGUGUGUAUCUUGCUACUAUUAUUGUGACAAUGACACCCCUUCUCUUACGCCCCAAGAAACUACCAUUCAUCACAUCAUGGUCUCUAUAUCUCGCAUUAUCCGGAUUCGCCAUUUGGUUUGUAACCGCUCUUGUCAUGCGCCAACAUACAAAUCCCAGGUCGGAUAUCAUCAGAUCUGGUCAGGGCACAAGUGGAUGGAACAAUGGCACCGCCUGGUUUCUCGGAAUUAUGAACUCGAUGUAUUGCUUUGGGGCCAGCGACGGAGCGAUCCAUAUCGCCGAAGAAAUGCAAUCACCGGGCCGUCGACUCCCACAGAUCAUGUCAGCCAAGAGUCGUCUCAUCCUCUGUCUCUAA